AUGCAAAAACUUUAUGGCCAGAGUCUGAGACGAGAUGCCGGCCUUGUUAGGAGCCUGAAGCGUUCAUUGCCUCCCUCUCUAAAACAAAUCCAUGGCAGUGUCGACAAAAUACUCGAUGAGUCGUUUGAAUUUAUUGAAGAGUUCAUUGAGGCCGCUCGGCCUAAGCUCGCUGCUGGUGUCCAGACUUUCGUGAAAGAUACCUCUGCCCUGUUCCAAAAGUACCCGGCACGAGUCACCAUUUCUCGCCUUGAACCGGACCUAGCUGGCUACGAUCUAAAGGAUUAUUCUAUUACAUUGGAAGGUACUCAGCCUUCCCAGCCAGCACAAUUCGAAAGAGCUAGUGAUAAGGAAGGCGAAAGAGCGCGAUGUACGCAAUUCAGGAGAGGCGAGCAAGAAAACCUCAUAUUCGAAUACGGGGCUCCAAUCAAAGUUAAAUGGACCGCGCCACUGAACCAUAGUAAAAAGGAUUGGAUUGGUCUCUACAUGGUUACUGAUAAUACCUCGCGGGAGGUCACAAGUGUGGCAUCCCAGGGCCGGUGGAUCGCUACUAACCAAGCUUCAUUCGACUCUGAGACGUGCGAGCAGGGCCUAGUCUCGAGUGACAUUGUUAUGAAAAUAUGUCGGGAAGAUUGCGAGCCAAUCGACGUUGCAUCUGGAGAAAUGGUUUUCUCAGGCGAUAAACUCUGGUGGACUCAAGGUGUCUUCGAAUUCAGAUACCACCACAACGGCAAGCAUAAUGUUAUGGCUGUCUCGCGUCCCUUUGAAAUCCGCAUUGGAAGAUUCGAUGAGGAUAUCGUCGAAGCCGAUAAUUACGGCCUCGUGAGGGCGGCUGUCGAAGCUGCUUUGCUACCAGUUGUCCAAAAUUGCUUUGACAGAGACCCGGAAAUUGCACCGCAAACUGCUGAAGAACAUUAUGGCUGCCUCGUUGAAAGGGAUGGGAAGUACUCGAAGAGAGUAGUGUUUGCUGUCCAGCACAUGUUUGGUAUCGAAUUUGCUCCUGAGGUUGUCCGCGCCGAUGGAAAUGUUCGAAACUUGGCAUGGCGGAUAUGUAAUGCCAAGAAAGUUCUGUAUGUCACGUUCAAACGGAGCCUCGACACCCACGACAGAACACGAAGAUUAGACCGCGACCGGCCUUAA
This is a messenger RNA of Histoplasma mississippiense, 1137 nucleotides long. RefSeq lists its product with no specific name. Gene Ontology annotation, biological process: phosphatidylcholine biosynthetic process. The transcript is spliced from 3 exons. The record is from RefSeq and is a predicted model, not a curated record. NCBI's taxonomy places the organism in Eukaryota, Fungi, Ascomycota, Eurotiomycetes, Onygenales, Ajellomycetaceae. The coding region runs from base 1 to 1137 and encodes 378 amino acids. Gene Ontology annotation, molecular function: phosphatidylethanolamine N-methyltransferase activity.